UAAGUUAGCGUCAGUGUACAAAGAUUGUCUGAAAAGACUUCGAUCAUGUUCAUUCCGGAUUUUAGAUAUUACCCAUAAUUCGCGCUCAAAUAUUUAAACAAAACAAAAUUGCGGGCAUUGUUACUUUUUCGCUGUCACCGUCUACGUUUACCUUGAUAAGCUCCCUAAAUCAACAUGUCUACCACAAAUGGCUAUGAAGGUUGGUGCUUACAGGAUGACAUCAGUCAGAAUGACCCACAAAUGUAUGAAUUUAUAAAACAGGAGAAACUUCGCCAGAAACAGGGACUUGAGAUGAUUGCAUCUGAGAACUUCACCAGUAAGGCAGUUAUGCAAGCUCUGGGGUCAUGCUUAACUAAUAAAUACUCUGAAGGUUAUCCAGGACAAAGGUACUAUGGUGGUAAUGAAAUCAUUGACCAAGUAGAGAGUUUGUGUCAGAAGCGAGCUUUAGAAGUUUUCAAACUGAACCCUGAGGAAUGGGGUGUCAACGUCCAGCCCUUGUCAGGUUGUCCUGCCAACUUUGCUGUGUACACUGGUGUUGUUGGGCCCCAUGGUCGAAUCAUGGGACUUCAUUUGCCUGAUGGAGGACAUCUAAGCCAUGGUUUCAUGACCAACAAGAGAAAAGUCUCUGCUACAUCGGUGUUCUUUGAGUCCUUCCCUUACAAAGUGAACCCUGUGUCUGGACUCAUUGAUUAUGAUGCACUUGAAACUAAUGCACAUCUCUUCAAUCCAAUGCUUAUUGUUGCUGGUGUAAGCUGUUACUCCCGACAUCUUGAUUAUGCCAGGUUUCGGAAGAUCAGCAAUGCUGUUGAUUGUCUCCUGAUGGCAGAUAUGGCACACAUCAGUGGCUUGGUGGCUGCUGGUGUGGUUCCUAGUCCUUUUGAACAUUGUGAUAUUGUUACUACUACAACACACAAAUCCCUCAGAGGUCCUCGAUCAGGGAUGAUUUUUUACAGAAAAGCAUUGGCUGUUGCACUGAAGCAAGCUAAAACAGAAGAAUUUGUUCAGUACCAAAAGCAAGUUCUGUGUAAUGCUCAUGUAAUGGCAGAAGAAUUUAUAGCACGAGGUUACACUCUGGCCACAGGUGGCACUGAAAACCAUUUAGUUCUUUUGGAUUUACGUCCAGAUCAAUUGGAUGGUGCCUCUGUUGAAAGGAUCCUUGAAGAGAUAAAUAUUGCUGUCAAUAAAAAUACCUGCCCUGGGGACAAGUCUGCCUUGAAACCCAGCGGUAUACGUAUUGGAACCCCUGCCCUAACAUCACGAAUGUUUAAAGAAAACGAUUUCAAACAAGUUGUUGAAUUUAUCCAUCAAGGUAUUCUGCUUUGUAAAGAGAUCUAUUCCAAGUGUGGCUCAAGUUUUUCAGAGUUCAAAGCCUUUUUAGAGAAAGAUGCUGACAUUCAGAAGAAAGUGGCCAAUGUGCGUGAGCAGGUGAAGCAAUUUGCAGAAAAAUUUCCAAUGCCUGGUUUGGAUGACAUGUAAAAAGGUGUACUUGCUUCCUUCUUGUCUUAACAUAAUGUGCAGCAAGUACUAAUGAAGUUUGGCAGAUGGUAAUGGUGUCUUCAUGUAGCUAAUGUUUUACCAUUUGCUGUCAGUUUCAAUCAUGGUUUGGAUUAGUAUAUAUACAAUGUGUUUGCCUUUGAAAUGUUUGUUAACCUAUAAAAUAUGGAAUUUCUUUAUUGUUGUAUCCUGUACAAAGAAGUUCCUGAUUAUAUAUUUUUUUAAUCUUUUUGUUUUGAUUAUAUUUGAAUUAUUAUAAAUCUGAUUAUCUGGACCUAUAUUAACUCCACUCUUUCAAAAUACUCAUAAGUGAAUACAAAAAUAAAUCCAUAAGUAGGGUGAAGCUGUGUGACCCUAGUGAUUAGGGUCCUCUUUUAACACCCACCCUCUUCAAAAUACUCAUAGGUAAAUACAUAAAUAUCUAAUUAAAUAGGGUGAAGUAUCUAAGAAGGUUAUGACAUGUGGCCUAGUGGUUAGGAUGUUAGGCUCAAGAUCACAAGGUUAUAGGUUUACUUCCUGGGUGUGUAGCAUGUUGUGUCCUUGAGCAAGAUUCUUCAUUUCAUGCUGUUUCUCUCAGUUGCAAUAUGCACCAGCCAAAUCCUGGUGUGGCCCUCUAUCUCUCUCUCUCUCUGGCUUUUACGUCCUUGAUGUUCCACUAGUUCUAGGGUGGGAGGCCCAGGAGUGUGUCAGUGUCUGCUCAUAGACUACAUUCAUAAGCAACUAAAAUGAUUGGAGCAACCAUGAGACAUGCAACCAAGUCAUGUUUGCUCACAAAUGACAACCAUGGGUUUUUUUUUUAUGUAGAUUAAUGCAUAGAUUUAUUUGUAAUUUGAAGAAAUAUGUAAUUGAAGUUAAUGGUAGAUAAUAUCUUAAACUGAUUAAUUCUGUAGAUCAGAAUUUGCAUGCAAUCUUGACAAGCAGAGAAAACUUAAAUAUACAUUUGAGAAAAGAAAAUAUUUUACUAUUUUAACAAAAAACAUUUUAUGCCAAACACUCACCUUCUGUGAAAUUCAAUGCAAAUGGUAAUUAUUAAAAAGAGAAAAGAACCGGCUGAAAACAAGUAAAAAUAUAUUAAAAAUAAAUACGGUGGAUUAUUAUUUUUGAAAAUCUUUGUUGAUACUUCUGUUACAAUGUUAGUUUAUAAUUGUAAAUGUUGAACACUAACCAAAUUUUUAACCUUUUGGUAUUCUAACUAUGAAGAAUUUAGUAAAAUAUGUCAUUAGUAAUCUGGUGCUUGGAACAUAAAUUAACAUGAACUUUUCAUGGGAAGUUUUAAUUUGGAUCAUUUUAAAAUGUGAAUUUUGUACUAUAGAAUUAGGGGCAGCCUCAGAUUGGAUAGUGUCAAAAGGGUUUACUGUAUUUGAUGCUAUAUAUGAUGCACUUCAAAAAAAAAUUGUUGAAAUAAGUCACCCCCGGUCCUAUAUGUGAAGCUGGAUUUAUGUUUCAUGCUUUAACCCUUUAGCAUUUAAACCAGCCAUAUCCAGCCCAAAUAUUCUACCUGUUUUAUGUUCAAGCUGGUCAGAUCUAGCCUCUCACACCAACCCUACAGUGUCAUUCCAAAAUUAGACAAUCACAUUGAAAUCUCAAAGCUAUGAAAUAAUGCUGGAUUAAUUCAAAACAAUGUGAAAAAAUAAGCAUAACAUUUGACAGAGUAAUCUGCUAAAGGGUUAAUGCACUUGAAAAUUUUUCCAGGAAAGUGCACUGCUGAAAUUGAGGUGCAUCUGAUGUACCUGUGUGUCAUUUAUGCCAUCAAAUACGAUAUGUGCAGUUGAUGAUGAUUAAUUACAUAACUGCAGUGAUUGAAAUUCUUAUGCAAUUAGCUGAAUUCUCAUUGUGGGUGAUAAACUGAGAUAUCAGUCAUGUAAUUGUUGAUGUUCUGUGAUUUUUUUUUUGUAGCUGAGUAUUGUGAAUCUUAGAUAAAAUAAAAAUCUGUCCAACAUUUUAA
This is a messenger RNA of Octopus bimaculoides (California two-spot octopus), 3439 nucleotides long. Its product is annotated as serine hydroxymethyltransferase. Gene Ontology annotation, biological process: tetrahydrofolate interconversion. Gene Ontology annotation, molecular function: pyridoxal phosphate binding; glycine hydroxymethyltransferase activity. Gene Ontology annotation, cellular component: mitochondrion; cytoplasm; nucleus. The record is from RefSeq and is a predicted model, not a curated record. NCBI's taxonomy places the organism in Eukaryota, Metazoa, Mollusca, Cephalopoda, Octopoda, Octopodidae.